AUGGCGGAGCAGCUGGCGCACCCCGCAUCCUCUGAGGAGGUGAGCUGCCCUCCAGCCGCUGCGGGAUACUGCGGGAACGCGGCGCGUCUGCCCGCGUCAGGGGCUCACUGCGCCUGUGCGGCUGUGGGGGCCCACGUGCCGUUCGCGUCCAGUUUGGCAGCUUCAGCAUCCACACGUAAAAACAGCUGUGAAACAGUUUGCUACGCGGUGCAUCCCUUCCCAUCCAGCCACCUGGUGGAUGCUGAGAGGCACAUCACCUUCCUUCCACUACUUCGAAAUCAUUCACAACCUGCAAUUCUUGCCAGCCCACAUCUACAGCAAACUUCCAGUCUUUUUCAAGGGGAACUUGAUUUAAAUCUGUGCAUUGCCAAGGGCAAGAAGCAGAGAACAUGGAUCGAGAGACAGAAGUUUCAGCAGAAGGCUCUGAAGCAAACUAAGCAGAAGAAAUCCAAGUCGGCUGAAUUUCUGAUGGUUAAAGAAGAUGGAGAAGCUACGGAAGGCACUGGAAAUCCAGCUUUUAACAUGAGCAGCCCAGAUCUCUCAGCCCAACAGGCUUCAGAAAAGAAAGUUAUUAGACAUGACAUGCGGGAUCGCACCCUUGCAGCUCACCAACAAAAAUGCAGGCUGCAAGCCUCUGCUGAACCAAAAGGAAAUGAAUACAGCAGAAAUUACUUUGACCCACUGAUGGAUGAGGAAAUAAACCCAAGGCAGUGUGGGAUGGAGGUCAGCCAAGAGGUUGAUAAUAGAAUUCUAUAUGAUCAAUUAGUGAAGUUGUUCCUUGAGGUUUUUGAGAUAAUGACAGUGACAAAUAUUAUUCAGCAUGAGAGCCUUGUGGAGGGGACUUUGAGUUCUGAAUACCCGGUGAGUUCCAGAAAGAAUCUUGAACACUACAAAAAGGAUAGUGAAGCCAUCUCUGCCGACAGUGAGGAGACCGAAAGAAGCACUCAGAAAAACGUAAUUCUGCCAGGAAGUCCUUCAUUGGAACAGGUCAGCACUAAAUCUAAAUCAAGAAAUGUAGACUAA
This is a messenger RNA of Cervus elaphus (red deer), 1023 nucleotides long. RefSeq names its product orofacial cleft 1 candidate gene 1 protein-like. The record is from RefSeq and is a predicted model, not a curated record. The coding region runs from base 1 to 1023 and encodes 340 amino acids. Gene Ontology annotation, cellular component: perinuclear region of cytoplasm. The transcript is spliced from 10 exons. Lineage: Eukaryota; Metazoa; Chordata; Mammalia; Artiodactyla; Cervidae.